UAGGAGGGGGGGGUGUUAAUUUGGUGUUGCGCAUCCUCUUUGCGCGCCUGUUUCGUUUCGUUAUUCAUAAACGUGGUACUCCGCCAGCCUUGCGGAUGGAAUCAGAACAGGACCCGGACAUCCAGUUACUCCCACGAGGGACGUUUAUGUGUCGCUUGUGUGAAGUGAACGUGCCUAACCGGGCAAGUUUGGAAGACCACAAGAAAGGAAAAAAACACCAAAAGCUGUGCAGCAUCCGUGAAACUAGAAAGGUCCAAGAAGAACACAGCCUGUUUGUGAGUGGGUUCCAGCAUGGCACAUCAGAACUUGAAAUCACAGAUCACUUCCAGCGCUUUGGCCCUGUGUCAAGUAUUAUUAUGGACAAAAAUCAGGGUGUAUAUGCUUUUGUAGAGUAUGGCUCUAUCGAAAGCCUACAAUCGGCCCUCGCAGAACCAGAGCACAUAAUGAAUGGCAAACGCCUUAAAGUGAAGCCUCGAGAGAAGAAGGAAUUCAAGUAUACCCCAAAGAAGAAGCAGGCCCCUUCGAACAGCCUACUGCCCAGCCUUGAGCUGCUGUCUCCUGUUCUGUGUCAGGCUAAUGACGUGGACGAGCAGAUGGAAAAGUUGGUGCAGCUCUUUGGGUUUUCAGAGAGUGAGGAAAGACUUCGAGAGCUUGUCAUCUCUCUCAUCCAAGAAGUGUUCUCAGAAUUCUUUCCAGAGUGCAAGAUCAUUCCGUUUGGCUCCACUGUUAAUGGUUUCAACAUCCAUUGCUGUGACUUGGACCUCUUUUUAGAUCUGGAGCACACCAAAAUAUUUCAGGCUAAAUCCAAAGGUUCAAAUGAGCAGACAGGUGUCAUUGAAGACACACAGUCAGAGGACUCGAUCCUGUCUGACAUUGACUUAGAGACAGCCUCUGAGGCUGAGGUGCUGGAGCUGGUGGCAAUGGUGCUUCGGAAGUGCGUGCCAGGAGUUCAUAAAGUGCAGGCUGUGACAACUGCUCGCCGACCGGUUGUCAAGUUCAUCCACAAAGACUCUGGGCUCCAUGGGGACAUUUCAGUCAACAACAGGUUAGCAGUCAGAAAUACGAGCUUUCUUAAGUUGUGCUCUGCUCUAGAUAAGAGGCUUCGACCACUCGUCUAUGCUGUCAGGUACUGGGCAAAGCAAAAGCAUCUAGCUGGACAAUCUUCUGGCAGAGGUCCUACACUGAAUAACUACGCCUUAACUUUGCUGGUAAUUUUUUUUCUUCAGAAUAGGGAGAUUCCGGUUAUUCCAUCAGUCAACCAUCUUAAAGAACUUGCUGGAGAAGGUGACCAGUGUAUAAUCGAAGGCUGGGAUUGUUCAUUUCCCAGUGACGCCUCGACACUGCCACCAAGCAAAAACUGUGAAAGUCUAUGCACCCUGCUGUCCGAGUUUUUUAAUUUUUAUGGCCAGUUUGACUUUGUGAGUUCUGUGAUUUGCCUUCGAGAUAGGAAGGCUCUCCCUGUGACUGCCUUUCUUUCCAACAAGGAAGGCAAGAGCCCACGCCUUGGGCCCGUCAACAUUCUGGACCCCUUUGAGCUGUGUCACAAUGUAGCCGCCAACCUGAACGAGAGGAGCGAGCAGCGUUUUCGGAAGCAGUGUCUGGAAGCCGCCAAGUACUGCCGAAGUCUGCAGUAUCAACGCAAAUCGGCCAAAGGCAAAGUCUGGGGGUUGGUGCGACUCUUCAACGAAGACAGUGUUUCAGCUGAGGGCUCGCCUGGUGUGCCUGGUGAGGUGAGCCAGGAGAGGAUGGUCAUUGAUAUCCCCUUCAAGUUGGCUUCCCUCUCGGAGGAGACCAGGAAAAAGCUUUGCAACUCUGAUGACUUUCGACAGCUAUGGUUUGGCUGGGUAUCUGCGGCCGUGCUGAGCGUGCUGGAGGACAUGUUGAAGUGCACUUGUUGCAUUACACCUGCUGCUCUUCAGUAUUCAACGACUGCAGAGCACUGUGCAAAGCUGGAAGCUGGUGAAGACCCACACACACAGCUCCCAGAGCUCUCGACCAGAGUUGCUGAUCACAACGAACCUUCAGAUGAGGUACUAGAUGGAAAAAAUCCUCCAGAAGUGAACAGCAAUGAAAGUGAUACGACGGCCAGCAUGGCUGGUGAAUCUCUUAAUUCAAGUAAACGACAUCGCUGUUCUGAUGGAGGUGCAUCCAGCUGCAAGAAGCUAAGGUUUGAACCAGAAAAUAUGGCAGGUAAUGCCAGUUGGUAUUGCACACUCUGGCACAAGGUUUGGGCUGGACGGAGAAAAAUGAGACGAGACAUUUUGCGGGGUCUAAAGGCAUCAAGGACAGAUGAAAAUGAUGAUGAUAACGAUGGCGGUGGUAUUGAUCUGGAGGCCAGAGUGUCAGAGGCGAUAGCACAGCAGGAGCGUGCAUCUGGCAAUACAUCCGAGCCCGUCCUCAAUUUCACACUUCAUUUGGAAGUAGUUGGUGGCACAGAAAGCACAAGAACUUUGGCAGUUAUUACUCCAGUCCAGGACGCCAGUGGCCUUUUCCAGGAUUUCUUCCAUUUCUUGCAGUUAUUUCUACCAAAAAUGACCGAGAAGCUCUUGGAGAAGAAAAUAAAAUAGACUGCAGUUAAAAGAAGUACAUCUGUAGGUUCUAGGAGUUGGUUAUUUUCGACACACAGUGUAGUCAAAUUAGUGCUGAGGAUGCAGUCCAGGCUGGUGGUGUUCAUAUGGUGAGCCUAAGACAGUGAAUGCAAUGAAUGUAUUUUGAUUAAUCAUUGUUUCAUUUAUUGAAACCAUCAAGUGCCACAGGUUUGUAACAUGGUGGGAAGCUCACUGGGAUGCCCUUUUGUAUAAUAAAAAUAAAAAGUGCUGGCAAGGGACAUGAUAUUCACUGCCAGUCUCAUAACCAAAGAAAGAA
Polypterus senegalus (gray bichir) is the source of this 2865-nucleotide messenger RNA. It is a transcript of the gene tut1, whose product is annotated as terminal uridylyl transferase 1, U6 snRNA-specific. The record is from RefSeq and is a predicted model, not a curated record. The transcript has 10 exons. Lineage: Eukaryota; Metazoa; Chordata; Cladistia; Polypteriformes; Polypteridae. Gene Ontology annotation, molecular function: RNA binding; poly(A) RNA polymerase activity. The coding region runs from base 96 to 2567 and encodes 823 amino acids. Gene Ontology annotation, cellular component: mitochondrion.